ACGCCCGGGCCGCCUGGCGCCGCUCGGGGCGGGGGACGCAACUUCCACGGGACGGCGGUGUCCGCCGGGUGGGUGCCGCUGUGUUUGGCGGGGGUCGCGCGGCCCGGCCCGGUUGCGGGGAGGAGGAAGAGCAGCGAGAGGCCCCGGGACCGAGUUUUGGGAGCUGAGGCGGGAGGGGCCGGAGGCCGCGGCGUCGGGAGCAUGGGAGGUCCGGCCCGGCCUCGCCGCUGCGGCGCCCGCGGGAGGGCGGCCCGGGAGAACGGCGCCGUGAGGUGCGCGCUGUAAGAGCGAACCCGCCUUUAACCCGCGGCGAGCGGCUCUCCGGGACGGCGUGCGGAGGCGGCCGGGCGUCCCCCGAGGAUCUCGGAUUCCGACUCGAAGCUUCGUCUCGGGGCCGGAGGCGGCUCCGCAUGGAGGCUCCGGGCGCGCAGCCGGGGCGCGGGGCUCUCCGAGAGGCGCCGUGAGCCCGCCCGCCUCCCACGAGACCCGCCCGGCUCCCCGGCGCCCUCCGAGCGAACUUCCCCGCCUCGUUCCGCGAUGGAGCCUCCCGGGAUGGACUAUUUCUGCGCCCAGGUGCAGCAGAAGGACGUGGGCCGCAGGCUGCAGGUCGGCCAGGAGCUGCUGGAGUACCUGGGAGACCCCGCCCGCUCCCCCGACAUGGAGCAGGACCAGCAGCGCCUCGACAAAGUGAUCGACGAGCUGGCGACCUGGGUCAACUCCAGCAACUUUAAGGUGGGGUUACUGGGAUUAGAUGUUUUAGGUGCCUUUGUCCACAGACUAUCGGGACGCUUUAAAUCCUACACAGGAACUGUUCUCCUGCCUUUGAUAGAUCGUUUGGGAGAUGCCAAAGAUCAAGUUCGAGAGCAAGCACAGAAUCUCAUAUUGAAAUUGAUGGAUGAGGCAGCACCGCCCAUGUACAUUUGGGAACGCCUUGCUGUUGGUUUUAAACACAAGAAUUACCGAUCCCGAGAAGGAGUGUGUUUGUGUCUUAUUGCAACCUUAAACAUUUAUGGUGCCCAACCAUUAAGUCUCAGCAAGUUGGUACUACAUCUGUGUGCAGCAUUUGGUGACUCAAAUAGUCAGGUGAGAGAUGCUGCCAUACUAGCCAUUGUGGAGGUUUACAGACAUGUGGGGGAGAAAGUACGACUAGAUCUUUCAAAAAGAGGAAUUCCUCCUGGAAGGUUGCAAACAAUCUUUACAAAAUUUGAUGAAGUGAGAGACUCUGGAAAUAUGAUUUUAAGUAACAUCAGUGACAAAAGCUUCGAUGAUGAAGAGUCGGUGGAUGGAAAUAGGCCAUCAUCAGCUGCUUCAGCCUUCAAGAUUCCUGCACCUAAAAAGCCAGGAAAUCCUUCCAACAGUGCAAGGAAGCCAGGUUCUGCUGGUGGGCCGAAGGUUGGAGGUUCCUCUAAAGAAGGAGGAGCUGGAGCAGUGGAUGAAGAUGACUUUAUUAAGGCAUUUACAGACGUUCCUACUGUACAGAUCUAUUCUAGUCGAGAACUUGAAGAAACAUUGAACAAAAUCAGGGAAAUCCUCUCAGAUGACAAACACGAUUGGGAUCAGCGAACCAAUGCGCUCAAGAAAGUUCGGUCAUUGCUUGUUGCUGGAGCUGCACAGUAUGAUGGAUUUUUCCAGCAUUUACGGUUGUUGGACGGUGCAUUUAAGCUGUCAGCCAAGGAUCUCAGAUCCCAGGUGGUUAGAGAAGCAUGUAUUACUGUAGCGCAUCUUUCAACUGUUUUGGGAAACAAGUUUGAUCAUGGCGCUGAAGCUAUUAUGCCUACUCUUUUUAAUCUGGUUCCCAACAGCGCCAAAGUGAUGGCAACUUCUGGGUGUGCAGCCAUUAGAUUCAUUAUUCGGCAUACUCACGUGCCCCGACUCAUACCUUUAAUAACAAGCAACUGUACCUCAAAAUCGGUUGCCGUUAGAAGGCGAUCCUUUGAAUUUUUAGACCUGUUAUUACAAGAGUGGCAAACGCAUUCUUUGGAAAGGCAUGCAGCAGUCUUAGUUGAAACGAUCAAGAAGGGCAUUCACGAUGCUGAUGCGGAAGCAAGAGUGGAGGCAAGGAAGGCUUAUUUGGGUCUUAGAAAUCACUUUCCUAGUGAAGCAGAGACUCUAUACAAUUCCCUUGAGCCACCUUAUCAAAGAAGCCUCCAGACGUACUUGAAGAAUUCUGGCAGUAUAGCAUCUCUCCCUCAGUCAGACAGGUCAUCUUCCAGCUCACAGGAGAGCCUCAAUCGUCCUCUAUCUUCUAAAUGGUCUGCAGCCAGCCCAGCCACCUUUGCAAGCAGAGUUUCGGGCAGCAGCAAGAGUGUUCCAAGCCCAGGAACUCUGCAAAGGUCUCGCAGUGACAUUGAUGUUAAUGCUGCUGCAGGGGCAAAGGCCCGCCAUGCUUCUGGACAGACAGCUGGAGCUGGGCGCUUGUCAGCAGCUGGUCUGCCUCCAGGAUCUUAUGCUUCACUAGAGGAUACUUCUGACAAGAUGGAUGGAACAGCUUCUGAAGAUGGUCGUAUACGAACAAAGCUUUCAACACCUUCUGUUGGUAUUGGAAAUUCUAAAACAGAUUCCAGAGGACGAAGUAGAACCAAAGUGGUCUCUCAGUCUCAGCGUUCAUCAUCGCCAGAGAAAAUUGAAGGAUCACAGUCUGCUAACCCCAUUGGUGCUGGCAGCAGAUCUGGAUCUCCUGGAAGAGUUUUGACAACAACUACCCUUUCUACUAUGAACACAGGGGUUCAGAGAGUGUUAGUGAACCCUGCAGCUGCACAAAAACGAAGCAAAAUCCCAAGAAGUCAGGGGUGCAGUCGAGAAGCCAGUCCUUCUAGACUGUCAGUAGCACGAGGCAGCCGCAUUCCUCGGCCUAGUGUGAGUCAGGGGUGCAGUCGGGAGGCCAGCCGGGAAAGUAGCAGGGACACGAGCCCUGUCCGCUCUUUUCCACCCCUUGCUUCCAGACAUCACUCCAGAUCCACUGGUGCCCUCUACGCUCCUGAUGCUUAUGGGGCUACAGGUACCAGCUUUGGAAUUAGUCAGUCGAGUAGAUUGUCCUCGUCAGUUAGUGCUAUGAGAGUUCUGAACACGGGUUCUGAUGUGGAAGAGGCAGUAGCAGAUGCUUUGCUCUUAGGAGACAUACGGACUAAGAAGAAGCCUGUGAGAAGAAGAUACGAGUCUUACGGGAUGUACUCAGAUGAUGAUGCCAACAGUGAUGCAUCAAGCGCCUGUUCAGAAAGCUCCUAUGGUUCCAGGAAUGGAGGCAUUCCAACGUAUAUGAGACAGACAGAAGAUGUGGCUGAAGUCCUAAAUCGCUGUGCUAGCACCAACUGGUCAGAGAGAAAAGAAGGCCUUCUGGGCCUGCAAAAUUUAUUAAAGAACCAGAGAACGUUAAGUCGUGUUGAGUUGAAAAGGCUGUGUGAAAUCUUCACAAGAAUGUUUGCUGAUCCUCACAGUAAGAGAGUGUUCAGUAUGUUUUUGGAGACACUGGUGGACUUCAUCCAGGUCCAUAAAGAAGAUCUGCAGGACUGGCUAUUUGUACUGCUGACCCAGCUAUUGAAGAAAAUGGGUGCUGAUUUGCUGGGGUCUGUACAAGCAAAAGUUCAGAAAGCUCUGGAUGUCACAAGGGAAUCAUUUCCAAAUGAUCUUCAGUUUAGUAUUUUGAUGAGAUUUACUGUUGACCAGACCCAAACCCCUAGUUUGAAGACAGUCAAGCCAGCACUACAGGACCAGCUUCGCUCUUUUUGGAGCUCAAAGGUAAAAGUUGCAAUUCUUAAAUACAUUGAGUCCUUGGCAAGACAGAUGGAUCCAGGGGAUUUUGUAAAUUCAAGUGAAACUAGGUUAGCUGUGUCUCGAAUCAUCACCUGGACCACAGAACCUAAAAGCUCCGAUGUUAGGAAGGCUGCACAGUCAGUACUCAUUUCCCUUUUUGAACUUAAUACUCCUGAGUUUACAAUGCUGCUGGGUGCUUUACCAAAAACAUUUCAGGAUGGAGCCACAAAGCUUCUUCAUAAUCAUCUCCGAAAUACAGGCAACAGUGGUCAGGGUUCAAUGGGAAGUCCUUUGACAAGGCCUACUCCACACUCCCCAGCAAGCUGGUCAAGUCCUCUCACUUCCCCAACCAAUACAUCGCAGAACACUUUGUCACCAAGUGCAUUUGAUUAUGAUACAGAAAAUAUGAAUUCUGAAGAUAUUUACAGUUCCCUUCGUGGAGUCACUGAAGCUAUUCAGAACUUCAGUUUCCGUAGUCAAGAAGAUAUGAAUGAGCCUGUGAAACGGGAUUCAAAAAAAGAUGACGUUGAUUCAAUUGGCAGUGCUUCUGGAAUAGCAGACCUACGAGCAGGAAGUGGUGUGAGUGAUACAGGCCGAACAGCUCUUGAUAACAAAACGUCAUUACUCAAUACAAUGCCUCCUCACUCUUCCCCACGCUCACGAGAUUAUAACCCAUACAAUUAUUCUGAUAGUUCGUUUAAUAAAUCUGCUUUGAAGGAAGCCAUGUUUGAUGAUGAUGCGGAGCAAUUUCCUGAUGAGCCUCCCAUGGAUCAUUCUGAUCUAGUUGCAGAGUUAUUAAAAGAGUUAUCCAACCAUAACGAGAGAGUUGAGGAAAGAAAGGCUGCCCUCUAUGAGCUCAUGAAGUUAACUCAAGAAGAGUCCUUUGGUGUUUGGGAUGAGCACUUCAAAACGAUACUGCUUUUGCUUCUUGAAACACUUGGAGACAAAGAGCAUGCAAUUAGAGCUUUGGCAUUGAAAGUUCUAAGAGAAAUCCUAAGAAAUCAGCCAGCGAGGUUUAAGAAUUACGCAGAGCUCACAAUAAUGAAGACAUUAGAAGCACAUAAGGAUCCUCAUAAGGAGGUGGUGAGAUCUGCUGAAGAAGCUGCUUCCAUGCUGGCCACUUCCAUUAGCCCAGAUCAGUGCAUCAAAGUCCUUUGUCCGAUUAUCCAGACUGCAGAUUACCCCAUUAAUCUGGCUGCUAUCAAAAUGCAGACAAAAGUCAUAGAGAGAGUGUCUAAAGAAACUCUUACUCAGCUUUUACCAGAGAUUGUGCCAGGUUUAAUACAGGGUUAUGACAAUACAGAGAGCAGUGUUCGUAAGGCAUGUGUUUUCUGCCUUGUAGCCAUUCAUGCAGUAAUUGGUGAUGAGCUAAAACCACAUCUCAGUCAACUCACUGGCAGUAAAAUGAAGUUAUUGAACCUUUACAUCAAGCGUGCACAAACUGGCUCCGGACCAGGGGAUACAACGGCAGAUAUGUCUGGACAAAGCUAAUGAAGCUGAGACGAGAAUUAACCAGCUCUCCUAAAGCAAGGGCAAAGCCCUCAUCAAGUGAAAGGAAAAUUCUUACACACAACUUUUGGAACCCUGGUUUCUUUUUCUUUUUGUUUUUUUUUUUUUUUUUCUUUUUGUUUUUUUUCCUUAACCAAUGGCUGUCCUCAGCCUGCAUGUGACUGUUGCAAUAGAAUUACUCCAGAUCUAAGGAAAAGCAGUAUUAACAUCAGUUGAUCAAAGCAAAAUAAAAUCUAAAAAAGAAUCUAAUUCAUCAGUUAUCCUGUUGCAAUCCUCUGUGUCUUCCCAUUAACUUUUGCCAGUGUUACUGUAUUAAAAAAGGAUUUUUUUAAUGCUAAUUAAACAGGUAUGCUUUAAGCUUCAGAAGUUAAAAUACAAAUUCUGUUGCUUUUUUUCAGCUGCAGAUAACAUUUUUAUUGCUAUUUGGUUUGAGUAUCGUGUCCUUCGCUAGAAACAAGAAGUGAUGUGAAACUAGGCAGAACUAGUCUGAACUGCAGUGAGACUCGGUCACUGUUGGUGGUUCAUCAUCUUAUUUACAGCUUGUUUGGGAUAUUCCAGAGAUUGAGAAAUAUGCCUAUAAAAAAGCUGGAUCGAUCCAGUUCUGUAAAAGUGAUAUUGUUCAUUGGUUGUAUGUUUGUUGCAUAAAUAAGAAUUUAGUGUGCACAGCAGAGGACUGGUACAACCAGUACCUCUUAGUGUGGGAGACAGCCCUUUCAGGGUAGCACUGCCGACCUGGUGAUAGAGUGGCAGUCUGCUCUUAGCAGCAGACUUCAUGGUCACUUGAUGGACGUGAACCAUCCUUGCCACCUUUCGUUCUUCAAGCAGGAUGCUUCAGAAUGGAGUGCUCUGCCCAAGCAUGCUCAGUAUGUAUUUAUCACUAGAAUGUUUCCUCUCAACCUAAUUGCUGGAACCAGUAGUCUUGUAUUGUAACUCACAUGGGAUUUUAUGACAACAGUGCAGAAAACUAUUUAUUCGUUAUCUUCCUAAAAGCACCGAGAUUUUCUGCAUUGAAUUUUAAUUGGGGGGGUGGGAGGGGAGGGAAUAGUCACAAAUGCUCUCGAUCUCGCCACCUUCUAAUUUAACAAAUGCUAUAUUUUGGAUGAGUUGGGAAAGCUGCACCGAACUGUUUGCAUGGUUUUCUUGAAUAGCAUCCUCAAGAUCCGUCUGGAUUAAGGUGUGGAAAUGUUUCCAGGGUUUGUUUUGCCAUUUCUGAAAAAGAGUUAGUUUAUUGUGAAUAAUGGUUCUUUGUAUUUAUGAACUUGAGAAUGGAAAGAGAAAGAAAAGAUCAAGUAAAUGUGUCCCUGAAUGUUCUCAUCUUUUUUUUUCCCCUUUUUUUAUCCUUUUUUUCUUUCUUUUUUGUUUUCUUUGAUAUAAGCAACAAGUUAGUUAACUGAGAACUGGGAUAAGCAGCACCCUUCCCAGAAAUGAUGGAAACUCUUUAUCCCUAGCUUUUCUUUCCCUUUGAUUGUGGUGUUGUCUGGCUGUAGGAAAUAUAUCCUGAUAAGAGAGAAAACUGUAGUGCCAAGGAUGAUGAUCAGUGCUAGGCUGAAAUUCUCUCUACCUCUUCAGGGUGGUUAAUUUUUGGCUGAGCUGCUGCAUACAGCACCCGGUGGAAGAACUACCUAUAGAAAAAGUCUUUUGUUUUUCCCUAAUUAUCGCUUAAUGCAUAUUGAAAGCUAUUCUUUGACACACAGCCAAAUACUGCAAGAACAGCUUAUACACUGUACUGUUAGGUGCCCUGAAACACAAAACUGAAUGGAGAAAAAAAAAGAGUCAGAUGCUUGUAGUUACAUGAAAGGUUGUUUUCACUUCAGUGAGAUGUUGUUACAGAAGCAAUGCCAUUACAGAGAUUUAUUUGGAGGAAAGGUUGUAGAAAUGUAUGUAAAGACUCUAAAUCAAGGCUGUCAUAACUUGUCAGUAGCCCUCCUUAACAGCUACAUCAGGAAAAUAGUAUCUCCUCUUUCUUUCCUUUGUUACGUGUAACAUUCUUGUUGUUUUCUACUGUUUGAUUCCAUUGUGUAUUUAUAGUUCUACGCUUACCAUUGUGCAUAUACUGGCAAUAAAAUGUACAUAACAUUACUUAAAAAAAAAACUAGCAAUGUAUACAUUCUGUUUUUCUGUGUUAUUUGGUCACGUGUUAUAAGAAAGAUAGAAAGUCACUGAGGCAGCAUUGGGGGGAAAAAUGAUCUUCAUGUUUUUGUGUCUAAACGAUGUUUCUUUAGAUGCUCUGUGAGUCAGUCCAACAGCGUUUGGAACAUGGUGUGAAUAUAGGCAUGCUGGACAAAAGUAGUUUGGGGAAAUGGAAUAGAAUCUUUAUGAAUACCAAAUUUCCUUCAUCUCAGCAGGCUUCUUGUUUGCUGCUUCGUUUAUUUGUACAUUAUGCAUUGCUAGCAUUUUAUUUUUGUAAUAUUUCCAAAAUAUUUUUCAGUUUAGUAUCUCGUAGUUUUACAUUUUGAUUCUGUGAUAUAUCAUUUAAAAUAAUAAUAAUAGUAAUAAAAAGGCAGAAAUACUAAGUUUAAUAGUCCCAUAUAUUAUCCCUGCUUUUUCUACAGGUAGUAUUUAUUUUCAAAUGAUCAUUUCAAGAUGACUUUGCUCGGUCAUCUUUUUGAAGAUGUUAUUUCAUACUGAAAAAAAAACAAGUUUAUUGAAACAUCCCAUAUAUAUAUUCUGGAUGGACCUAAUUGUUUUUUAUCUGUAAACAAAAGUUGGUAAGAAAGAAAUGUUUGUAUCCCCUGCGACUGAAAACUUUUACUCCUGGGGGAGGAGAGGAGAUAUUUACAAAGUUUGUCCCCCAGUUGCGCAUCAAAGAUGCCUUUAAUAGUUCUACGUGUGACAUCCCACAUACUGAAAAUCUAAAUGCUACACAUUGAAAUGAAUAUUUGAAUUACGACCUGACGAGUUCCCAACAAAGAUGGGGCUGCUGUUAUCUGCUUAGAAUUUGUAUUAAAUGAAGCCAUCAGAACGUUAAGAAAUUGCAACAAAAUGUUCUCUGCUGCAGCCAGUUACCAGAUUAGCUGCGUUGCUUUUUGCCUUCAUUUCCUAUAUUGCAAAUAGACGAUAGCUCAGUUAAAUCUGAGCUAUGAUUAGUCAUGCCUUAUGUUUGUACUGGAGGUGGUUUAUCUUAAAAGCAUAAAACCCACAACCAUAAAGUCCUGGGAAAAGCCAGGACAGUUACUGUUGUUCUUUUUCAGAAAGGCUUUCUUAAUAUCCUGUAAAGGUAGGACAUUGCAGUGGUUCGAAUACUGAAACGUGACUCAUAAAGGUUGAUUUUAGGCUUAAAAAAGAGGAAGGAAAGAAAACUACAUGCAGAAUCAGGAUAGAAAAUGCAUGUCUUGGAUGUCUUCUUGGACUUGGAUGUCUUCUGCUUUAAAUGAUUUUGGGUAACAUGUUAUGUUCAGCGAAAACUGGGAGAGCAAAUGUAAACUGAGAGUUGAUCAUGUACAUUUUCUUGAGUUUGGUUGCUUGUUUGUUUUUAAAGAUAAAGACUGGAACAGACGGAGUUGUGUUUAUUAUUUGUGGUUGGAGUCCCAGAGUGAAAAGAACAAACACUUGUAUCCUGGAACAGAGUCGUGUAUUAUUAACAGCUUCUGUCAAUGCUGAAAUGUUUGAGUAAACUCACAAACACAUCCGUGUGGAAUGCCUGUAGAAACUGAGGGCCUGAGCUGCUCCUAACAUUGUCCCUUUGAAAAUAACCAUAAAAGAGAAAAUAAAGAGGAAUUAACGUGA
Coturnix japonica (Japanese quail) is the source of this 8985-nucleotide messenger RNA. NCBI's taxonomy places the organism in Eukaryota, Metazoa, Chordata, Aves, Galliformes, Phasianidae. The record is from RefSeq and is a predicted model, not a curated record.